CCCGAGUCGAUACCUGGCGCGUCGAUUAAUGCCGCUUGUGAAAUUCUGGCAAACUAAAAAGAACAGCAAAAUGAGCACCUGGAAUCCCGAGAACGAUGUGGACCUGCUUUCCGGCUCCGAGGACGAGGAGGAUGUGGCCAUGAAGCGGGACUACCACGGCCGGGAGGCCCUUCUAUUCGUAGUUGACGCGAACCUGCUUGCGAGUGGCGUGGAGCGCUUGAUGGAGGCUCUGAACAUUAUCCGAACCGCCUUUGUUUCUGGGAUGUUGGUGAACGACAAGGAUUUGAUUGGUUUGCUAUUCGCCAACACAAAGAAUAGUCCGCCGCCGCUGGAAACCUCCGCCUUGGACAACAUCGUAGUCCCCGAUAACUGCGCAGUCUUCCUUCCACUCCGGCAGCUAACUAAAGCCAUUGUGGAGCACUACCUGGAGUUUAUGGGUGGAGCCGAGACCUUGUUUGCCAAGGAGUAUGGCCUGGCUGAGCCGGAUGGCUGCGGAAGAUUCGAUUUGAUGAUCCGCCUGUGCAUCGAACUGCUGGAGAAGUGCGGCAAGAAACUAAACAACGCCAAGAUCGUUUACAUGACGGAUGUGAAUACGCCGCACCCGCCGUCCAGCAAUGCAUUCCAGGCGGCUUUGCAGAAGGCCAGUGAUCUUGAGGGCAAGGAGAUCGAGUUUCAUGUCAUUCCCAUGGUGGAUGACUUUGACUAUGAGCCGUUCUACAAGGAGUUUAUAACUCUAUCAAGAGCCAUCGAACUCGACGCCUUUCAGGUACCGGAUGCCCAGGUUCUUCGCGAGAUCCUUGCGGAUCGCAAGUUAAAGCAGGACUUUUUACGCCGCUGCUUGGGCCACUUCACCUUCAACCUGGGGCCCAAUCUGUCCAUGUCCGUGCAGUACUACAACUACUUCCAGCGACGCGCCUACCCUCAUAAGGUGCAGAUCCUGCGUCGGGACAACAGCGUGGUGCAGAGCAAGCGGCUGAUCAUGGUUCGCGAGCUCGAAAAGGAGUCGGAGGAGAUCAAGCACGAGUACCAAAUCAAGUCGACGGGUGGUUGGUAUGAGUGCAACGUGGGUGAGAAGAAUCUCCGCAUCAGCAUGGAGCAGGUUAAUCGGAUGCGCAACCUGCACAAGCCGCAGAUGAUGCUGUUGGGCUUCAAGCAUCGCUCCUCUAUGCCGGAAGUCACCUACAGCAAACCCUCUAAUUUCAUGUACCCCGAUGACCAAAGUAUCAUUGGCUCAAAGCGCCUUUUUCGCGCGUUGUGGGAACGGUGUCUGGCACGCGAGAAGAUUGCCAUCUGCCUGUUCAUGUGCAAGCGCAAGUCUAUUCCUCGCUAUGUGGCCCUGGUGCCCGUAGAGGCCCCGGAGAAGGGAGAGGAGAAGAACUAUCGCUCGCUGUUGUGCGGGGAUGGAUUCAAGAUUGUCUACCUGCCGGAGGCAAAGCACAUUCGGCAUAUCGACAUGUGUGACUGGAACAAACCAGAUAACGCAGCCAGCGACGCGGGCGUCGAGUUCUUCCAGAAGAUCAUCAAAAAACUGCGAGUAGACUAUCAUCCCAAUCUGAUCAACGAUCCUACUCUGGACGCCCUGCAGGCUAAUCUGCUGGCCCUGUCACUGGAUUUCACAACUGACAGCAAGGGAAUGGACAAUCUGCUGGACACCACGCAUCAGGACAAGCGCAUCGAAAAGUUUCUGCCCGACUACGACGAGAUCUUUGCCCCCGACGUGGAGCCUGCCAAGAAGCGAACGGCAAAGACUGCCACUGAAGGUGCCAGCGCUUCAAAGAUGCCCAAGAUCGACAUGGACCAGAUCAAGAGCUUAGAUUUUGUGCUGGGUCUAAUCGAGGAGCAGCGCUUGUCUAGCUGCACAUCUGUCCAACUCGAGUUCAUCUUAAAGGAGCACUUUAAUUUUGUGCUGAACAAGUCAGCCACCAAGGCAAAGUUACUGGAAAAGAUCCAGGAAUUGACUCCCAAAGGGGCCAGCUAGUUUAGGGAACUGAGUUGCCUAUUCCGCAGCAUAAAGUGAUAAGAUGUAAAAGAAAGCGCUGAAUUAUAUUUAAGUUUGAAUUAUUAAGUAUAAUGUAUCAAAUAAACAUAUUAACCAAGUUGUUUAAUUUCUCAAACAUUCUGAAAAUUGAUUAAAAAUAAAUAAAAACCAAUAUUGAGAACACAGCUGGAAA
This is a messenger RNA of Drosophila kikkawai, 2171 nucleotides long. It is a transcript of the gene Irbp, whose product is annotated as Inverted repeat-binding protein. The record is from RefSeq and is a predicted model, not a curated record. Gene Ontology annotation, cellular component: Ku70:Ku80 complex; nucleus. Gene Ontology annotation, biological process: telomere maintenance; double-strand break repair via nonhomologous end joining. NCBI's taxonomy places the organism in Eukaryota, Metazoa, Arthropoda, Insecta, Diptera, Drosophilidae. Gene Ontology annotation, molecular function: double-stranded DNA binding; damaged DNA binding; DNA helicase activity.